Molecule: messenger RNA, 1128 nt
Organism: Dioszegia hungarica
Lineage: Eukaryota; Fungi; Basidiomycota; Tremellomycetes; Tremellales; Bulleribasidiaceae
Product: pheromone A receptor-domain-containing protein
Exons: 4
Coding region: 1-1128 (375 amino acids)
Biological process (GO): G protein-coupled receptor signaling pathway
Cellular component (GO): membrane
Molecular function (GO): mating-type a-factor pheromone receptor activity
Source: RefSeq, a predicted model, not a curated record
AUGCACGACACCGCCCUCGUCAUCUUCACCGCGAUCGCUAUCGUCCUUUGCUUGCUGCCCAUUCCAAUGCAAUGGCGCGCUCGUAACACGGGAACAUUACUCAACAUCUUUUGGAACCUCAUCGGCAACCUGAUCUGGUUCCUAAAUGCCACCAUAUGGUGGGACAGGUUCGAUAAUCGGGCUCCGGUCUGGUGCGACUUCAGCGUCAAGCUGCAAGCUGGUCUAGCGCCUGGCCUCACAGCCGCUAGUCUGUGCAUCAACCGCCGUCUCGCAUCGAUCGCCAUGUCACGGGCGGUAUCCGCAACCCGGAACAAAAAGCGUAUCGAUCUCGCAAUCGAUCUAUCGCUCGGUCUCGGUCUGCCCCUCAUCCUCAUGGGGUUGUCGUACAUCGUGCAGAUGCACAGGUACGACGUCUUCGAGGGGUUCGGAUGCGAGAUCCCCGUCUACCCUUCAAUCCCGGCCAUCUUCAUCAUCUAUAUCGUUCCCAUUGUGCUAGGAAUCAUCUCGGCCAUCUACGGUGCGAUCGCUGUGGCAUUCUUCCUCUCCCGUCGACUGCAGUUCAGUACCCUCCUCAAAUCGUCGCAGAGCGGCCUCGAUACCAACCAGUACAUCCGACUGGUGUCCCUCGCCUCCCUAGACCUUUUCAUCAGUUUACCACUCAACAUCUUCUUCCUCGCUGUUGCAGCUCCCCUUGCCGCCGCCCGCCCUUGGCCCGGAUUCGAGGACGUCCACUACAACUGGCAUCGCGUAGACCUAUUCGGCGCCGCAACGCUGGAGCAAUACCCCUCCAGCAUAAUCAUCCGAAUGCUCACUCGGUGGAUCUGCCCGACAUUCGCCAUCGUAUUCUUCCUCUUCUUCGGUGUCUCGCGGGACGCCAUCGCCGAAUACGGCAGGUACUAUCAGUGGGUGAUCAGGCGGCUUCCUGGUAGAUCGAGUAAACAAGGAUCUGACCCCGCUUUCGUCCCGGCACUAGGUUCCGCCGUCGCCGAGCCUGUAGGCGCAGAAUGGGGAGUGAAGCGCUCUCAACGGGAUGAACCUGUCAGCGACGCCUUGUCUGCACAUGGCCAGUGGCAUCCGAAUAGCCGUAGCAUGACUGUUCUCGUAAAUGUGGAGAAGGAGACGGUCUGA